This is a messenger RNA of Malassezia globosa CBS 7966, 3996 nucleotides long. RefSeq lists its product as uncharacterized. The transcript has a single exon. Gene Ontology annotation, molecular function: structural constituent of nuclear pore. The record is from RefSeq and is a predicted model, not a curated record. Gene Ontology annotation, biological process: RNA export from nucleus; protein import into nucleus. The coding region runs from base 1 to 3996 and encodes 1331 amino acids. Lineage: Eukaryota; Fungi; Basidiomycota; Malasseziomycetes; Malasseziales; Malasseziaceae. Gene Ontology annotation, cellular component: nuclear pore.
AUGUUCAGCUCACACGCCAGUGUGAACGGUGGAAACAUAUACGGAAGCAAGACAUCUAUACAAAAGAGUCGCAGAGAUACAUCAAUGCCUCCUUCCACUCACGAUGCUGCUGCAGACGGAGCACCCGUCACUCCAUCAUCCUCUCGUCAGCGCGAAGGAUUUUUGCACAGCAUUGGAAGUGCCCUUUACCGCACGCUGCCAUGGGUAUCAAAGUCCAAAAAGUCAAGAUCAGAUUCAGAGAAUGAGCCGCUGCCUGUUAAGGCAGCUGCUGCGUCCACCACGUAUCAAUCUCAUCCAUCACAUAUCCCUCCUAAGUCAUCGACUUUGAGUCCUGCAUCUUCCUUACACACUAGCUUGAAGUCUAGCUCAACGAAUCAAAAGCCUGCGUCCUGGUCAGUUCGUGAAAUUCAUUCCAACUCUCCGACUAUCUACAGACCCACACCGCGCGCCAAAUGGGGCACUCUGGAUUUGGGACCUCCAACGACCCCGUCACUUUCGUCUCAUUCGCGUCCCCAAGAAAUACUCUCCGCAGCGGGAAUUUCAUCAAGUACAAAUUCGACUACGUCCGUCCUAGGCAAGCGUGGUGAGCCUGUUGAAGAUGGCCAGAUAGAGGAGGAAUCAACAUAUGUACCCUCGGCUCGUAAGCGUCGGAUGGUUUGGGAUCCCGAGAUGGGUUUUGUUGACACAGAGGAUCUUGCAUCCCGUCGUCCGCCGCCGCCACCACCGCAGAACGAGGCUGAGCGUAUUCUUCGAGCCCUGGAAAGUAUGCGUACUCCUCUCGGCGAUGCGCGCCGCGACAAACUCAUACGCUCUCAAUCGCUUCCAUCGUGGCAUUCAACCUCUAUCCCAAUUCCUCUUCCGAUGCCCCAGCGUGAAGGCGUACUUUUAGAAUUUCGAAAGCCUGCAUUCCGUACUAUUUCGCCACAUACUCGCUCGUUGCACAGGUCCCAGCGACUUCGUCGGUCACAAGCGGCACACCAACCAACUAUGCGAUCGAAGCUCCAAGAGUCUAUUCGUUCUAGUGAUACCCUAUUCCAGCCAUCAGCUGCUGUCCAUUUGGAUGACGAUAGUACUUAUGAUGAGCCUGAGGAGCCCAUGCGGCGUCCCAAGCGUCAAACGCAGUUGAAUCAAAAGAAGUCACGAGCAAAACUUGUCCGAACAGCAACGAAAAAGAUUGGAAUUCCUGCUCGUGAUACGGACGCAUAUUCGGAACCUGAUAAUGGUCACAGAGCGGAGCAUGAAGCUACACCUAUGUCCGAUGCGCACCUUAUAUCGGACGCUAAGCCAAAGAUACCUAUGGCUAAACGUAAUAAAUUCGAGGUUCAGAAAAACGAAGGCUCUCGGUCAAGUCGUUCGGUUCUUCGUCAAGGCAGCGCCAAGACGACCAGGCGCCAUGCGCCAUCAUCAGGACGCAUUACUGCCUUUGAUGAUGAAGAAGAAGAAGACCCAAUGCCUAGCAGUGAGGAGCUUUCAAAGAUUAAGCUGCCUUCGUCCAUGUUCCCAAGUGACUUUCGCUUUGAUAAAAAAAUGGGAACCAAAAAUGAAUACCCGUCAGAAAAGUCAGGCGAUGAUUUACACUCGUUUGCUCAUAAAGACGACAAGGGUGCUAUAACUACGACUCCAGCGAAGGAGCCAGCUCCUGGUUCUGUUCGGUUUGAUUUGAAUUCAACAACUUCGAAAAAACAUGUCGAACCGUCUUUGUUCUUUAGCUCGGCGCCCUCAAGUGCCUCAGAUAACAACUCAUUAAGCACAACAAAGAACUCGGGGCCAAUUCCCGACUUUUUCGGCACUUCUCGCAAGGACACGAGGCAACCAUCGAGGUCUGCGUCUCAAUUAAGUGUGGUCAGCGCUUUUAGCACCAAGCCGAAUUUGGCGUCAGAUGCUAAGGAAGAUGGCGGUAUGAAAAAACGCGAGCGGGAUAAUGAAGAGCCACCAUCAAAAAAGCCGAUGCCUUCAGCCAACAAAGAGGAUUUGGGUGCAAAACCGUCUUUCUCGUUUGAGCAACCUGUCGGAAAGAAAGAUCAAAAGCCAGCGUUUUCGUUUGGGCAACCCACCGAGAAGAAAGACGAAAAGCCAGCAUUCUCGUUUGGGCAAACCGCCGAAAAGAAGGAUGAAAAGCCAGCAUUCUCGUUUGGGCAACCUGCCGAAAAGAAAGACGAAAAGCCAACGUUCUCGUUUGGGCAACCCACCGAGAAGAAAGACGAAAAGCCAGCAUUCUCGUUUGGGCAACCCACCGAGAAGAAAGACGAAAAGCCAGCAUUCUCGUUUGGGCAGCCUGCAGAAAAGAAAGAUGAUAAACCAGCGUUUUCGUUUGGGCAACCCGCCGAGAAGAAAGAUGAUAAACCAGCGUUUUCGUUUGGGCAACCUGCCGAGAAGAAAGAUGAAAAGCCAGCAUUCUCGUUUGGGCAAACCACCGAAAAGAAAGAUGAAAAGCCAGCAUUUUCGUUUGGGCAACCCGCCGAGAAGAAAAAUGAAAAGCCAGCAUUCUCGUUUGGGCAACCCACCGAGAAGAAAGACGAAAAGCCAACGUUCUCGUUUGGGCAACCCACCGAGAAGAAAGACGAAAAGCCAGCAUUCUCGUUUGGGCAGCCUGCAGAAAAGAAAGAUCAAAAGCCAGCGUUUUCGUUUGGGCAACCCACCGAGAAGAAAGACGAAAAGCCAGCAUUCUCGUUUGGGCAAACCGCCGAAAAGAAGGAUGAAAAGCCAGCAUUCUCGUUUGGGCAAACCACUGAAAAGAAAGAUGAAAAGCCAGCAUUCUCGUUUGGGCAGCCUGCAGAAAAGAAAGAUGAUCAACCAGCGUUUUCGUUUGGGCAACCCGCCGAGAAGAAAAAUGAAAAGCCAGCAUUCUCGUUUGGGCAACCCACCGAGAAGAAAGACGAAAAACCAACGUUCUCGUUUGGGCAACCCACCGAGAAGAAAGACGAAAAGCCAGCAUUCUCGUUUGGGCAGCCUGCAGAAAAGAAAGAUGAUAAACCAGCGUUUUCGUUUGGGCAACCCGCCGAGAAGAAAGAUGAUAAACCAGCGUUUUCGUUUGGGCAACCUGCCGAAAAGAAGGAUGAAAAGCCAGCAUUCUCGUUUGGGCAAACCACCGAAAAGAAAGAUGAAAAACCAGCAUUCUCGUUUGGGCAGCCUGCAGAGAAAAAGGAUGAGAAGCCGGCGUUUUCAUUCGGCACCUCGGCAGACACAGGAUCGUCUUCACCAUCGUUCUCUUUUGGAACAUCUCCCUCGAAUGUCGGUGGGAAAUCGUUCGGUCAGCCUGUCGACUCCCAGACUUCGGCUUCAACUUUUUCGUUCGGGUCUGCACCUAACUCUGGCGCAACCACUCAAAACCCACCGGCCUUCUCAUUUGGCGCAUCGACUCCUGCCUUCUCAAUCGGAAAAGAUGUCAAAUCGUCCACAAAUUCUGCACCUAGCAGUGCUCCGUUGUUCUCGUUUGGUGCAUCAACGGCCGCUGCACCGGCGCCUGUGCCACCCUCGGCACCUGCAGCAUCGCCAUUUACGUUCGGUCAGCCUUCCGCGACAUCGACACCCCCCGUAUCAUUCGGAUCCUCAGCAUCGUCCGUGCCAUCGUUUGGUGCAAAUAGUGCGUCGAUGGCUCCGACAACGUCGUUUUCAUUUGGAGCGCCUGCUGCUGCACCGGCGCCGACAACGUCGUUCUCAUUCGGCAGUGCCCCUCCUAGCGGAGCAUUUCAGUUCGGUGCAGGUGCCCCUGCAGCCCCUGCAAGCAAUGGCGGCGGCAUUGCUCCGACGACGUCAUUUUCGUUUGGCGCUGCAGCACAGCCUGGACCAACAGCAGCACCGUCAUUCACAUUCGGGAGCGGUGGUACGAAUUCACCUGCUUCUGGCUCGCCAGCGCCUUUCACCUUCGGUACACCACCGCCGUCAUCGACUGACAGCGCUGGUGCAGGUGGUGGAGGCCUAUUUAAUAUGGGCACGUCGCCAGCGACGGCAGGUCGCCAAAUUAAACCAUUGCGACAGUCGCGGCGCCGUAACUAG